UUUCCGGCCGCCCCGCAACCCCGUUGCGGUGGGUCCGGCCGCGCCAUGAGCAGCUUCGGCGGGAGGAUGCGCGAGUAUCCCCGGCUCUCCAUCGACCGCUUCGACCGCGAGAACCUCCGCGCCAGAGCCUAUUUCCUGUCUCAUUGCCACAAAGAUCACAUGAAAGGCCUGAGAGCUCCUUCCCUAAAAAGAAGACUGGCAUGCAGCUUAAAAGUUCGCUUGUAUUGUUCACCAGUAACAAAGGAGUUGCUGCUAACUAAUCCACGGUAUAAAUUUUGGGAGAAUCACAUUGUUUCCAUUGAAGUUGAAACUCCAACGCAGAUUUCUCUGGUUGAUGAAGCAUCUGGUGAGAAAGAAGAUUUAGUUGUAACACUUCUGCCAGCUGGCCAUUGCCCAGGAUCAGUUAUGUUUCUCUUCCAAGGUGAAAGUGGCACUGUGUUGUACACUGGGGAUUUCAGACUUGCCAAGGGAGAAGUGGCCAGAAUGGAACUUUUGCAUUCGGGGAGCAGAGUGAAAGACAUCCAGAGUGUGUAUUUGGACACUACUUUCUGUGAUCCCAAGUAUUAUCAGAUCCCAAGCAGGGAAGAAUGCAUGAAAGGCAUAUUAGAAUUAGUGCAAAGCUGGAUCUCCCUCAGUCCUUAUCAUGUGGUGUGGCUGAACUGCAAAGCAGCUUAUGGAUAUGAGUAUUUGUUCACAAAUCUCAGCGAGGAGCUUGGAGUUAAGGUGCACGUGAACAAAUUGGAAAUGUUUAAAAACAUGCCAGAAAUCCUCUACCACAUCACCUCCAGUCGGCACACUCAGAUUCAUGCCUGUCGCCAUCCAAGGGAUGAUGAAAUGUUCCGAGGGAACAGGUUGCCUUGUGGUGUGAUUUCUCAGAAUGGAAAGCGGUUGCACAUAAUUAGCGUCAAGCCAUCCACAAUGUGGUUUGGAGAGAGGACAAGGAAAACAAAUGUAAUAGUGAGGACUGGGGAAAGUUCAUACAGAGCUUGCUUUUCUUUCCACUCUUCUUACAGCGAGAUUCAGGAUUUCUUGAGCUACAUUCGCCCAGUGAAUGUGUAUCCCAAUGUAAUUCCAGUAGGUGUGACAGAAGACAAACUUAUGGAAAUUUUAAAGCCAUUAUGUACAUCAUACAACAGAAAUAACGAGCUGAAAUAUAAACCACUUGGAGCACUGAAGAGAACCAAACCCUCAGAAACAACAGACACAGAUGGCGGGAGUGACGAUCUCUUUGAUGCAGAAUUGAUUCCUAUAAGAUACAAGAUUCCAAAACUUCUCCCAGAAAUGACAGCAUCUGAAAAUAAGCCCCUUACUGAGAACCAUCAGGAUGACAGUGACAAAACAAGUUAUAGGGCAACGCCCAUGCCAGCCCCUUUGAAGGUAGAUUUCAUAGAGUGUGAGGAAUCCAACGGUGAGGAUGACGAUGAGGAGGAAGAACUGGAGGGAGACAUGGUUCUAGAUGAACUUCUACCACCUAGUGCAGAGUCCGCCACUGUGCUGCCGAAUCCAGGAUUGGUCUGCUCAGAGCCCACUUGCAAACAAAAUGAGGACUUGGAGGUGCCAAAGUGGGAUGCCUUCUUUAAGCGACGUGUGGAAGACACAGAUACCUCUGAACACGAGGACUAUGCUCCAGCUCCCACAGAUUCUAGUGAGCCUCAGUCCCCCAACCUGUUCAGCGAUAAUGAGGAUUUUAGUGAUUCUACUCACAUCUCCUCCCAAAACUCUUCUCAGUCAACGCACAUAUCGGAACAAGGGAGCCAAGGGUGGGACAGUCAGGCGGAUACUGUGCUCAUUUCCCCACAAGAGCGAAAGACUUUUGAGUUCAGCCCUUUAAAGAGAGGAGCAGAGCGAGCAAUGCUUUACUCAUCUUGUUUCCCUGCUGGGGAAAACCGAACAGACAUGCAGAGUUGCAAGGCUUUGGCUCACACUGCACCUUCUACGAACAGUAUUAAGUCGGAACACCAAGGCAGAGCUCAGGAGGCGAGUGCAGCAGCAGCACCUACUCUGACGCCAAGUGUGCAGGCUGAACCAACUCCGGAGAGGAGCAAACAAGAGAGUUCAGGGCUGCUCAAGCCUGAGGACCAACUAGAGUCUCAGAGCUCUUCUGACUUUGAAAUCCCCUCUACCCCCGAGACAGAGGUUCCUAAACCAGACCAGCUGUGCAGCCUGUACAAGAAGCUGGCAGCAGGGGAAAGUCUACACUGAUGGGAAACAAAAAGAGCUACCAACUUUUUUCUGUCAUGAAUGAAUGAAUGACGUUAUUCCUCAAAUCAUGUAUUUUGACAGUUGACCAUGUGCCAUUUGAAUUUUUGCUUUUGUAACUUCCGAUUUCAAUACUGAAAAUGCAAACUAUUUUUCUGUUUUUAUACGAAGUUGCUUCAUUCACACAGAAAUUGGAAAUCUAAUUGAACCAUUUGCACUCUGAAUUUUAGGUUCUACAAUAAAAGUGAGAUUUGAUA
Lacerta agilis (Sand lizard) is the source of this 2456-nucleotide messenger RNA. It is a transcript of the gene DCLRE1C, whose product is annotated as DNA cross-link repair 1C. The record is from RefSeq and is a predicted model, not a curated record. The transcript is spliced from 14 exons. NCBI's taxonomy places the organism in Eukaryota, Metazoa, Chordata, Lepidosauria, Squamata, Lacertidae. The coding region runs from base 46 to 2202 and encodes 718 amino acids. Gene Ontology annotation, biological process: interstrand cross-link repair; protection from non-homologous end joining at telomere; double-strand break repair via nonhomologous end joining. Gene Ontology annotation, molecular function: damaged DNA binding; 5'-3' DNA exonuclease activity.